CUUCAACUCCUCCUCCUCCUCCCUCUAAUGCCUGUAACUCACCUCGGAGGCUGGGCGAGGAAUCCGGAGGGGAGAUUUUCCUCAUGCUCACCCCUGCUGGAAACUGGGAGAGUGAGAGGAAGAAGGAAGGGGAUCUGUGGCGCUCUCUAUCUACUACCGGCCUGACAAGGGGAGGGGGCACCUAGAUUUGCAUCGUUUCUUCGUGGUGAUUGAGAACUGAAGGUUCAAUCCGAUCCCACUGGGCACUGGCGAUUGAUUAUUUUAAAAAUCGACCCUGGGAGAAGGGAGGCUGUGUCUUCGGCUGUCAGACGCGAUAUCGGAGGUGGUAUUGGUGUGUGAGUGUGUGUGCUGUUUUUUUUUUUUCUUUCUUUCUUUUUUUCCCCCUUCUCUCCUAGGGGCUACACAAUGGCAGUCUUCUUUCAGUGAGAUGAAUCCUGCUUUGCCUUCUGCAGACCCACCCAUCCUCAUAGCGAUCAAGUAAAAGGCUAUGGUUUUCUCUUUGGGGAUCUUUUGUGCAUUACUGUUCUCCCUGAUUAGUUCUGGUCUCAGUUGGGAUUUCUUUGCUUUUUUGUUUGGCUUCAUGCUGAAAAAGGAUUUCCCCCCCAACCUUUUGGUAAUAAUCCAGUGGUGAUCAAGAGGGAUAAAUCAUUCACCCUGGCCGAAAAAAAACAAUCACUGAGAAGUCUCAAAGAAAUAUACCACGUGAGGGGAAAAAACUGGGAGAAGAUCCGGAAUAUUAUCGUUUUUCCUAUGGUAAAACCGGUGCCCCUCUUCAGGAGAACUGAUUUCAAAUUAUUAUUAUGCAACCACAAGGAUCUCUUCUUUCUCAGGGUGUCUAAGCUGCUGGAUUGCUUUUCGCCCAAAUCAAUGUGGUUUCUUUGGAACAUUUUCAGCAAAGGAACGCAUAUGCUGCAGUGUCUUUGUGGCAAGAGUCUUAAGAAAAACAAGAACCCAACUGAUCCCCAGCUCAAGGGUAUAGUGACCAGGUUAUAUUGCAGGCAAGGCUACUACUUGCAAAUGCACCCCGAUGGAGCUCUCGAUGGAACCAAGGAUGACAGCACUAAUUCUACACUGUUCAACCUCAUACCAGUGGGACUGCGUGUUGUUGCCAUCCAGGGAGUGAAGACAGGGUUGUACAUAGCCAUGAAUGGAGAAGGUUACCUCUACCCAUCAGAACUUUUUACCCCUGAAUGCAAGUUUAAAGAAUCUGUUUUUGAAAACUAUUAUGUAAUCUACUCAUCUAUGCUGUACAGACAACAGGAAUCUGGUAGAGCCUGGUUUUUGGGAUUGAAUAAGGAAGGGCAAGUUAUGAAAGGAAACAGAGUAAAGAAAACCAAACCAGCAGCUCAUUUUCUACCCAAGCCAUUGGAAGUUGCCAUGUACCGAGAACCAUCUUUGCAUGACGUUGGAGAAACGGUCCCGAAGGCCGGGGUGACGCCAAGUAAAAGCACAAGUGCGUCUGCAAUAAUGAAUGGAGGCAAACCAGUCAACAAAAGUAAGACAACAUAGCCAGAUCCUCACAGGUGUUGUGACUUACUCGUCCUGAGCACAGUUGAGCGAUUUAUCCUUGCCAGACAUUUCUGCCACCGUGGCUGAGGAGCAGCUGGAAGUAAGCGGAUGCUUGCUCUUUGCUGUCUCAAACUUCUUGGUUGCAAGUGGAUAAAUCUCAACCUGUUGCACCCCCCACAGCAAGAAGACACCUGGAUAACCAGCUAAACUCAGACCAUGGAAUGCCCUACCAGAUAUGGAAUGCCUUUUUAAUAUCUUUUCUGUGACUGUGACACUUCAUGUGAAUGACAUACUUCACAAGUACCCUCGAUACUUUGCCUGCUGACAGCUACCCAUAAUCCUUUUUGAGUCCUGUUUCAGCGAAAUCCAUGUGUUUAAGUUCAAUUUUGUAGCACACAAAUACUAUUGAUUAAUUUCUAGUUAGAAGCUGUAAACCUGUGCUAUUAUGGAUUUCCCUUCUUCCCGUUUUUACAGGGCUGCUCGCUCCACUGUUUGUGAAUCUUUGGCAGGGGUUGUGUUCCUUUAAAUCUUAAAUGUUGCAGUUGGCUUAGUUCGAAGAGCGAUCAGGAAAUCAGGAAGCCUUCUAAACCUAUUAUUCCAAAUUACAUCUAUAAAGAUUAAGAGUGUUGUCUCUGGCUCACACGAUCAAUUAAACACACAUAUACGCUCUAUUCAGUAGCAGGUACUGUGCUCCUGAGGUUGGCGUUUCGGGGUGAGAAACGGGUCAAACACAGUCCAAGGGAAAUUCUCUGUGAUAUGUGUUUGACAUCCCCCUAUAGUUUCUUUGUGUGUGUGUGUGUUUUAUACAUAUCACAAGCUUACUGGUAAUGGUAACAUUUGCCUUGCCCAGCGAGCAAGACCCACUGGUUUUUGAGAAAGUGGGUCCAAAGAACUCUGUAGGCCUUGUAGGCCUGAUUAAGGUUCAUUUUUCAUCUACUAAUCCUCAUUAUUUGGGAAAAAAGGAAAAAAAUUAAUAAUUACAACCUACCAGAGUUGCGCUACCUAAAUCCAUUUCAGAUAUAAUUCUUCCUGUUUUUAAUGAACUGAACUUAAUGCCAUCCCGGGUUUUGGCUGCGUUCCACUCAUACUCAGCAGAGCAUGGGCAAGGCGGCUGUUGUGUUCUUUUCUGCAGCAGCAAUGCAAACCUUAGUUAUAAAUUAGACUUUAAUAUUUUUGGUGUUUAAUGACAAGUUUUUAAACUGGACACAUUAGGAAAAAAUAUUUUUUUUAGCUCAGCAUGCUGAGUCAGGUACUGUGUAUUUCACCAGUCCAUACCUCUAACUCAGUGUAUUUGGGUCCAGGUUGCCCAAUGGCUGGGGUAGAGGUGCCUUGCCAUGAUCUCAGAAUGCAGUCUGUCGAAUUAUCCUAGAUACAAUUAAAGGCAAACCAACAUGAUCAAACAUCAGGUUUUGGGUCCACUCAACUGAUUUGCUUUUGUUUCAUUUGCUUUCUUAAUUUCCUUUUAAAUAAUUCUGAGCUGAGGAAAGACAACUACCAAGAAAGGCCAUGAACAGUUGACUACACAGUGAAGAAACCAUGCAAAAUGUUCAAUAUUGGAUAUAAAGAGUUUCAAAAUGUUUAAUACUAACCUGUUUGGAAAUAUAUUUGUUAACUCUGUGUAUACUUAAUAAAAUUCAAUGUUUUGUUCUCAGAAGAGUUAGUUGAGACCAAACUGAACCUCAUUUAUAGAAAACUAUAUGUGGGAUCAAUAUACUGGCCUCUUGUUAUUAUUUCCAUGUGGAAGGAUGACCCACUCACCAUUUCCCCCCACCUGCACUGUACUUACUAGGAAAUUAUUUUGUCACUGCUUUUCUAAGUCUCCAUGACAGCCCUUACCCAGCAUUUUAAAAUAUUAGCCUGCUUUGCUGAUUAAAAAUUUAGUAUAAAAUUAACUGUUUAUGCUUAUUUCAUUUUCAUAUUGGAUUCCAUUUUAAUAAAUAAAAAGUUAGCAUAAUGUUUGAGUAGAUUUAUUGUUGAUAAUGCUGAAGUACAAAUACAACAAAAUGAUUCUUUUGACCAUUCUUGAUUUCUUGUUAUGCUAUUUUGAAGCCUAUUGUUUUUAACAGGGUAAGUUAAAAUACAUUGAAUGGAUUUCAUUAACCAAUUAUUUAGGGGAGACAUAUAUUCCAUAAUAUGUGGCAAACUGAAUAAUUUAACUUGAAAUUUCAAUGACAUGGGCUUAAAGACACUGGUUACUCCAACACACACACACACACACACACACACUAAUUUGUUUUUGAUAAUCAGCCUUACUUGCUGGUUUCUUUUUCCCCUGCAAGCCUCUUUAUUGGUUAAAAUUAAGACAAGAUUUAUUUUUCUAAAUGACUGAGAUUUUUGUAAAUGUGUACCUCUGUUUUGUUUUUUAUAUGAGUUGCCUAUAAGGACAUUUAUCCCUAUGAAAGGAUGUCAAAAUACUUUCUUCUCUAACAUAUGUUUAGACAUAUUGCAGAGGAAUCUUUGUUAUUUGUAAAUUAGUUCAAUCAUUUCCUUUGUGUCUGGUCUCACCUGUUGCAUGGGACGAGGACAGCACUAAUGAACUGCAUGUAGGAUCUGUGUUUCCAGAACUGUUGGUAUGUAUUACUCAGUUUACAUACAAAGAGUUUGCAUUGUACCGUUUCUGUGUUUAAUAUCAUUUGUUGUAUUCACAAAUACAACACACCGAAUAAAAUAUUUAUAUGAAGACGUAUUAUAAAACAUCAAACAACUUUGUGUAAUGAAAUGGCAUUGCAUCACCCACAAAUAUAGAGAAAUGUCAUGUAAAUACGUUGGUAAACUCAAUUUUCCCUUUUACCAUGCCAAAGAAAAUUUUAGCUCUUUCAUGAUACCUCUCUUGCUAUUUUUCUGGGAUAAGACUCCCUCAUUUUUUCCCCUCAGAAAUUAAGUUUGCUGUUAUUAAGUGCAAUCUGUCACUACUGAUGUUCUCUACAGUAAAUCUGAUGGAAUUCAUCUGUACUUACAUACUGUGUUUUGUACCUCCAUUUACAUGUCAAUUAUAUUGAGUUUAAUAUCACAUUCUUUUUGCAUGCAUACCUGGUGUGGGAAGGUUAUUUCUACCGAUUUGUUGCGGUGUCUGAUUGCUUUACCCAUCCCUCAACAAUGCUCGGGAGUAUUGAUGGUUUUGAUAUUUCAAGUAACACCAUUUUCGUUUUCUUAUAAGUUUGCUUUGUAAACUCUUUUGCUAUAGUUUCACUUAGAAAAAUUAUAGAAGAGAUGCAAGUGGUCCACCCUAUGUACAGAGUAUAAUAGUACUGAGCAUCAUUAUAAAUUCUGGAGAAUUUAGAGAUUCUUUUUCUAAAUGUUUGCUUGUCCUGAGUGUUCUAGAGUAGGGGAUGUCUUCAGGAGCUCCACCCUGGGCCCAUAAGACUCCUGCGGCAGUCCUUCUAAUUGUUUGCCUCUUGGAGAGUAAGCAUAGUUUAUCAUACCUAGCCAAUUGCUUAAUUAAUGCCUAAAGCACUAAAACAGUGAGAUGUUUUCAGGAUGACUAAUAUCAGAUUUAUUUCCUUUUAAAAACAAAACAAAACAGAAAUGGAAUAA
Messenger RNA from Rhinolophus ferrumequinum (greater horseshoe bat), 5043 nucleotides. It is a transcript of the gene FGF14, whose product is annotated as fibroblast growth factor 14. The coding region runs from base 751 to 1509 and encodes 252 amino acids. The transcript has 5 exons. The record is from RefSeq and is a predicted model, not a curated record. Gene Ontology annotation, molecular function: fibroblast growth factor receptor binding; growth factor activity. Gene Ontology annotation, biological process: cell differentiation; fibroblast growth factor receptor signaling pathway; positive regulation of protein phosphorylation. NCBI's taxonomy places the organism in Eukaryota, Metazoa, Chordata, Mammalia, Chiroptera, Rhinolophidae. Gene Ontology annotation, cellular component: cytoplasm.